CCACGCGUAGGAUGAACACAUCCUCACAGAAGUCUUCAGGAAAUAAAACAUCCUAAAUCGGAGAUGAGGAAGACAUUUCAAUGAACUUCGAAAACUUAGAAGUAACAAAAACCUUUCAUUUGUGCCAACACGUUCAUUUACGGUCCAAUGACAACAUAAUUGUGCUUGGUUCAGAUUUAACCCUGUCAGACUCAUGGCAGCAUGUUUGACAAUUUCCUUCAUCGAAUUGACAAAGAACUUGGACCUCUUUAUCCUGACUGGUUUGAGGAGUUGACUGCAAAAGUUUCCAGAGAUGAAGGACGUCCUGACAUUUCAAAAGUUGAGGAGGAGGAGGCGGCUGUCAAAGUACCAGAGACAUCAGCCCUGGCCAGUCAGCUGUUUUCUACACCCAAAAUAUUUAAGCAACAACGCUUUCAGUCCCCUGCCUCCAUUCCUAAUGAAGAGUCCCCUUGUGAAGUGGCGAAUGGAGACUUGUCAGCUUUUCCCUGGACAGAAUCAAGCCCUUGUUUGUUUGAUUCAGCCAAAGACAGUCAAAGGUUUGACAGAUCCUGUGAAAAAACUAGAGAUUGCUUUGGCAUUCUGGAUACACCAAAAAGGACUUUGGCACGUUCGGCAAAACAGAUAUCGGAGAGUCUUGGGGCACAAAUCAACCCUGACCUGUCCUGGACCAGCUCCUUUAACACACCGUCAUCUUUGACUCCCACUGUGAUAUUACCCAAAACGGAGGACCGCGCUCCAUCAUCAAGUGGCCUCAAAGACAAGGAAGCAAUUUUUGUGCGGAAACUAUUUCCAUCUCUCUCGAAAGACUCUGCAAGCAAUGCAACAUUGAGUGAUGCAGCACUAAAACAAAAUGUCAAAAGUGAGACACUUCAGGCUGAUGACCUGGUAGAAAAGUCUGUUUGCUCUCCAAAUACAUCUUUCGAUACAAGUGGACUAUGGAAGCAGAAGGUUCCCAGCGCUAUAGAGGAUGGGGAUGUUCGCAGCACAGUGCAGAAUGUUCUUGAUGGUGCUGAGGACGUGUUGUCAAUAUUCUUCAGCAACAGCACUUCAACUCUGCGAAAAAUCAAAACCAAAGAGAGGAUCAGAAAGAGAAUAACAGAUUGCUCAAAGGAUGUCAGAUCAGUUGUUCUCACUUCAGAGCCAGAAGAGAUAUUACAGGAUGACGUAGAAACAAAAAGCCCAAGCAAAAAUAAAGACAUCAUUCAGUGGACCCCACUAAGUUUAUCAGAAUCCAUUCUCAACGAUUGUUCAGACGCAUCUUUGAUAAACAGUCACAACAUUGAAGCAUCCAGUGAAACUAAUGGCGGUACUGUUUUCAACUGCAUUGCAGAAAGUAGCCAAACAUUUUCACAGAGUGUAAAACUUCUUAUCCCUGGAUCUUAUCCAGAAGGAGCUGAGUGUCAGAAGACUUUGUUAGAGAAAUCAUCUGCUUUCAUGCCUACUAGAAAGACUAGAAAGUUUGUGUAUCAAGUGCCAAGUUCAGAUCUGUCAAAGACAGUAAUUGGACACAAAGAAACUCAGCCAGUAUGUUUGGACCAAACGCUCAAAGAAGAUCCCUCAAUAGAAGAAGUGUGUAGUGACCUUACUGAGUCCAGAAUCACCAAUGAAAAUGCUGUCAAUAAUCAUCCACAGCCACAAGAUGUCAAAGAGUUAUCUAUAGAACCCCAUGAUCUUGACCAUGGACUGGAUAUGACGCAGCUUUCCAAAGCAUUUGCGGAGGAUUUCACACAAGAAAAGAUGCUAGGAGCACUGCCUGUACAGAGUGAUCAAAAUAUCCAAGUGCAAUAUAAAGCAGAACUUGAGGAGAAGAAUGAAGAUGUUAGUCACAAUGACGUCUCUAAUUUAGCAGACGUGACUGUGGACUCUUCAAACAAGUCUACAGUCAUGCUUAAAACUUCUGAAAUCAGUCACGACAGUGGUUGCCCCACCACCUUUCCAGAUUUGGAUGGUAUGACAGCCUCUUGCACAGACAUCAAAGAGCUUUUUCCUUCUUUUAAAACGGCAAACAAUAAGUCCAUUUCCAUAUCAAAUGAGGCUAUAAUGAAGGCCAGAGCAUCGUUAGAUGAAGUUGCAGGGGAUGUUUUGAUCAGCACCUUAAAUGGAACUAGUCCAAAAGAUUAUCAGACAAUAGAAACAUUGUGCAAAUCCAUUUCAGGAAGCACUAAUGCAAACAGACCACCCUUGGGACAGUCCAGCUUUCCUACCCAUGCAUCAAGAGUGCGUGUUAGUGAUGCUCCGAAGAGUGACAGUCCAAAGAGCUUUAAAAUUAAUAUUUCAAGUUGCUCUUCACCACAGUCAAAUGAAUCUGAUUAUAAAACUGGUUCAAAGAGGAACAUUACAGUUUCAGAUGUUGGCUUUAAAACAGAGACUCUUUUGAAAGAGAAAGUGGGGAGAGGUUCAGAUUCAUCAAAGUGCAUUCAUCAAAAACUGGAUUUCAAAAGUAGUGCUGAAAGACAGACUGUGUUCGAAAAACCCACCGCAGUGGACUCCAGCCGUGACGAUGAUGAGAAGAAUGGCACUUUGACAGCAUCUCAAAAGGCUGAUGUUACAGAAUUGUGCAAUCUUUUAGAGGAAGCAAAUAGUCAACAUGAAUUUACACAGUUCAAACCGACAAAUCCUGGCUUAGACAACCACACUACAGAAAAAGAGUGGGAUCCAGAUAUACUCAAUGGCAUCGACUUUGACGAUAGUUUUAACUGCGAUGGUGUGAAAGGAAAGCAUCCCAUCAAGAUGGAUGCUUCUUCAGUAAACAGUUCUGAUCAUAUUCAAAUUGCUGACAAAUUAACGUGUACCAUGUCAAAGGAAACACAAAAUGGCACUGUGCCUUUGUCAGUGGCUGAGGACAGGCAGAAGAGUGCUCCAAUCCAUUGUUUUGGUUUUAAAACUGCUAAAGGGGAAGCUAUAAGCAUCUCAGAAAAGAGUUUAAACGAUGCGAGGCACUUUUUUGAAGAGGAUGAUCAAAAAGCCAUAUAUAAUAAAGACGUCAAGAUUGGCAUAAUAAAACCAGACUGUGCGGAAAUAGUGCCUUCAGUCAAUACUUCUGACAGUACGAACACAGAAAAUAAAACCUAUGUUCAAACUGCAAAUGAUGGAAAUUUCAGCUGUGGAGAUGUAAAUGCAGCUUGUAAAGAGAUAAAUAAGCAGCUGGCAGGAAAUGAAGGAAUGGAGCAGAAUUGUUUAGGUGGAAAAACAGAUGUUGUUUGUGUUGACUCCAAUAGUCAUUUUGGAUUUAGUACAGCUAGGGGAGCAAAGCUGAAAGUGUCUGAAAAGGCUCUUCUGCAAGCAAGAAGACUUCUUAAUGAUGUUGACAGCGUGGAGUCGCAAACUCACAAACCCGCUCUCCAUGAAUCUGGAAAACUUGAUGCCUCUAUGUCAACAAAAACAAAAGCUGUUUCUAGGAGUAAAACCUCCAUGAAAAUAAGUCAACCACACUUAGUAACUGAAAUAUCUGAUAGUGUGGAUAAUCCUUCCUUCAGCAGUGAGAAGGUCUUCCAAGAAUGGAAAUCUAGCAAUGAUUCCAAGGAAGUUUUUGCAAAGAUUUGUCCCUCAGAAACUUUUUUGCCUCAGUCAGAGGAAAGCUAUGGCUUUCAGACUGCCAGUGGGAAAGGAGUUUCCAUUUCUGCCAGUGCCCUUAAGAAGGCAAAGAACAUAUUUAAAGACUGUGAUGAAAAUAUUGACUUGGAAUCUGUGAAAAUGGAGGGAAAGAAUGAGAAACUGGAUGUUAAAAGUGCAUUUACUCCAAAUUCUAAAAGUGUGACAUUUUCAAAUAUGUCUCUCAUUGAGGCCAACACUGUUUUUAGAGACUCUGACCUGACUAAUGCCUUCUCACUGCAGCCUUCUUCAGUCCAGCAACCUCCUCAGGAAGAACUAUUUAAGGAGAAAAGCCUUCAAAGUGAAUUUAAGCAUCCUUCUGAGUUGCUUCCUCCUAAUGGCAACUGUGGUUUCAGUACUGCCAGUGGUAAGAAGGUGUCCGUCUCAGCUGGAGCACUGCAGAGAGCUAAGGACCUGUUAUCUGAGUCUGUUGAUGGUUUCUCAUGUGCUGAUGGAUCUCCUAAAACAAAGCCGGUUGUUGAUAUCCAAACGGACACUAGUUCUAUAGGAAUACACAAAGGAUUCUCAACAGCAGGUGGAAAGAAGGUGGCUGUCUCUGCUGUUGGGCUGCAGAAAGCAAAGAAUCUCUUCAGAGAUUGUGAAGAGGAAAGUUUAUCAUCUGAAGAUCCUCAACACCAAAACUUUAAAGGUUUCAGUGAUGUCUCAGAAAAGCCACUGACGGCAUUUGCAGGUUGCAGUCAUAAGCAUGAGACUGGGGAUUCUUCAGGAAGAAGUAUAGGAUUCAGUACAGCCGGUGGGAAGAAGGUUGCCUUCUCUGCUGCUGCCCUGCAAAGGGCAAAAAAUCUUUUUAAAGAUUGUGAGGAGGAGAGUUUAGCUUCUGGGAGUCUUCAGCACCAAGGCUGUCACGGUUUCACCACUGCCAGUGGCAAAGAUGUUACUGUCUCUGAAAAGGCACUGAGUGAGGUUAGAGCGGCUUUUGCAGGAUGUGAUGACACCUUCUUCCGUCAUGGACCUGAAAAUUCUUUAGGAAACAACACUGGUUUCUCUACAGCAGGUGGGAAGAAGGUGGCCGUCUCUGCUACCGCACUUGAGAGGGCCACGAGUAUCCUUAAGGAUUGUGAAGAGGAAAAUGUGUCAUCUGAGGACGUUCCACCUCAAACUAAUAGUUCUCAUAAAAGCAGUGAGGACGUAGUGGAUGGAAACCUACUGUUUGAACAUCUAAACAAGAAUAAUUAUGGUUUCAGCACCGCAAGUGGGAAAGGUGUGUCUGUAUCAAAAGUUGCCCUUGAGGAAGCUUCUAAAUUAUUCAGAGAUUGUGAUGCCCAAAUUACUGCUACUGAUAGCCAGCUUCUACAGGGUGAUUCCUCAAAAUGCCAUCCUAAAGACAGACAAACCAAAACCACUGUACAUCCUUUGCCAUCUAAAGCAACUCAGAAUGAACCUGCACAGCUAGACUUGCACUCUUUGGAUUUUAACAGUUGCACGGACACCCAGCAGAAGUACUUUGAGCAGGAAGCAAUGGCUUGCACUAAGGCUUUACUGGCAGAUGAUGACCUAAAUGAAUCAGCCAGUUUGGCAAUGACAGAGGACAAAAAAAGUCCAUCUGUUCAUGAUCUUCAGGCUCAGGGAUCUUUUGGCCAUAACAGAAGGAAGCGUCCGUUUGAUGCCAGAAAUGCAGCAGAUUCAGGUCAGCCUCCUUUGAAAAGACAACUUCUCUCAGAGUUUGACCGGACGUUAGAUGCAAGGACCUCAGGCCUCACACCACUGAAAAGCUGUCCAAAUGGAACUCUAAGAGACAGGCGUGUCUUCAGUUACAAUGUCCACCUCAAGCCAAAUGUCACUGGUCCAGAUUGGUAUCCUGUGAACCAAAAGUCAAAUGACCUCAAGCAACAGUGUUCAACUGUGUCUGUCCAAAACAGAUGCAACUCAGACCCUAAAGGAGGUGUGUUUGUGCCCCCUUUCCAAAAGGGUAUAAAGACUAGGACAUCAAACUGUCAAGAUGUCUCUAAAGUGUCCACUGGUUUUGUCCCACCUUUCAAGAAGGACAACAAAGAAACAACUGAACAUAGCAAUCAAAUAGACCAAAAUAUGACAAUUUCUACAUCACAUAGUGACAGUGUUGCACAAUAUUGUGAUGAGAAGAAGCUACUUGAGGGUUCUAACCCUAAACCAACCACUUCAGUGGAAAGCGUGCCUUUGAAAAUCAUGGACUCUGAAGAGAAAGACACAGAGCCUUGCCAGGAGACCUUGAGCCUAGCCAGGGAUAUGCAAGACAUGAGACUCCGAAAGAAGAAAAGGCAGACUAUUCGUCCUCUCCCUGGCAGGCUUUACCUUGCCAAAACUUCUGGUAAUCCCAGAAUAGGUCUGAGAGAUGCUGUGGGAUGCAAAUGUCCUGGUCAAUACACACAGGAGGAGCUGCAUCAGCAUGGAGUACCUCACAAGAUCUUACAAAUAACAAGUGAAAAUGCUGAAUCAUUCAGAUUUGACUGUAAUGACUUCUUCAAACGUGAACUCCUCAAUGAGUCUGGUGCUGUCCAGCUGGCAGAUGGAGGCUGGUUGGUUUCAGACAAUAAGGGUACUGUGGGCAAAGACGAAUUUUAUAGAGCAUUGUGUGACACGCCUGGUGUUGAUCCCAAACUGAUCAGUGAUGCCUGGGUGUUCAACCAUUACCGAUGGAUUGUAUGGAAACGGGCCUCCAUGGAAAGAACAUUUCCAGAUUUGAUGGGUGGCCUAUGUUUGACUCCAGAGCAAGUACUUUUGCAGCUAAAAUUCAGAUAUGAUGUGGAAGUGGACCACAGCCAGAGAUCCGCUCUCAGGAGGAUCAUGGAGAGGGAUGACACUCCAGCUAAGACAUUAGUGCUCUGUGUAUGUGGUGUUGCUCAAACUCCUCAAAAUCCAGAAAAGCCAAUGAAAGAUGACAAAACUCCUAAUGCAAAGAUGGAGUCCUGUGUGGUCUGGCUCACAGAUGGCUGGUACUCCAUCAAAGGCUUGUUAGACCCUCCACUCUCUGCCAUGCUGAACAAGGGCCGUCUCAGAAUCGGUGAUAAGAUUGUGACCAGUGGAGCCGAGUUGGUUGGUUCCCAAGAAGCCUGUCCUCCACUGGAAGCUCCUGAAUCUCUGAUGCUAAAGAUUUCAGCCAACAGCACAAGACGAGCUCGAUGGGACACUAAGUUGGGGUACUACCGUGACCCUCGGCCCAUCAGCCUCACACUAUCAUCACUGUUCACUGCUGGAGGUGUUGUGAGCUGUGUGAACAUUGUGGUGUUGAGAAGUUACCCCACUCAGUGGAUGGAGAAGAAGCCCAAUGGUGUCUUUAUAUUUCGCAACGAUCGUGCUGAAGAUCGAGAGGCCAGAAAACACAGCAACUCCAAGCACAAAUCCAUGGAUCUUCUUAUUUCCAAAAUACAGACUCAAUUUGAAAAAGAAAUGGAAGGUAAAAAGAAAAGUCGAGGACAAAGGAGGACAUUUGGUCGACAUGAGAUUGAAGCUCUGCAGGAUGGGGAAGAUUUGUAUGAGGCAAUGGAGAGGGAUCCUGCUGUUGAGACCCAUCUAAGUGCAAGGCAGAUGGAUGCAGUGAGUAAGUACAGACGCUCUUUGGAGGAAAGGAGGCAGGCAGAGCUACAGGAGCGUGUGCAGAAGGCUGUGAUGGAAGCCCAGGAGGCCGAGGGUGGGUGUCCCAAUCGAGAUGUCACUCCUGUUUGGAAGCUCAGCAUUACUGAUGCCAAUGACCUGCAGAGCAACUGUGUGUACACCCUGAAUAUCUGGCGCCCGUCACAGGACUUGUAUGGCUUGUUAAGAGAGGGCCACAGAUAUAGGGCGUAUCACCUUGCCACAUCAGAGGGGAAGAAACGCUCAGGCAUUGCUCACAUCCAGCUCACUGCCACCAAAAAAACACUCUUCAAGGAUAUUGAGGUGUCUCCAGAAUGGUUGCAUCAGCAUUUCCAUGCUCGAGAAUGCGUACGAUUCAAAGAUCUUCAAAACCCUCAAUUCAGCUCACCUUGUGGGGAGGUGGACAUUGUGGGAUGUAUUGUCUCCAUAGAAGGCAAACAAGGCCAUUGCCCAUUACUGCAUCUUGUGGAUGAGAACUUUGACCUGGUCUCUGUGAGAACCUACUGUAGUCUAGAGCAGUUAUCUGUAGAAGAGCUAGUAAAGCCACGAGCACUGGUCGCUCUUGGUAAUCUUCAGGUGAAACCGCUCUCUGGACCUGUGCCAAGCCUUUAUGCAGGAGAACAAGCAGUAUUCUCUGUAAACCCCAAAGAAUCCCAUCUGCAAGAAGCUAUGACCCGUCUGAAGACUUUUGUCCAGACUUGUGAGCGGUUUUUCAGCAUUGCGGAGGAGAAGCUCUCAGAUGUGGUUCCUUCAGGUGUCUUGGGUUCUUUUCAGUCUCCAAGAACUCCUGGUGUGCAGUCUAAUCCAAAAAUUAACGGCUGGGUAACCCCACAGCAGAAAACCAGCAUGUUUUCGCCUUUCACUCCACUAAAUAGGAGAGCUCCUGCACCUGCAUGUAACAGCGAGGGAAAAGACCCCAAAAGUUUGAAAAGAAGACGCGGUUUGGACUACCUGUCACGUAUCCCAUCUCCUCCACCCAUCAAUCCUCUGAAAACCACUGCUUCUCCCUGCGUUAACAGGACCUUUAAUCCCCCAAGGAGAUCUGUGACUCCCAAACCUCCGCAGAAUGAAUCACCUCGAGCCUCACGUCCCCCACCAGGAGAGGAGAAGUGGGUGAACGAUGAAGAGCUGGCGAUGAUAGACACCCAGGCGUUACUGGAAGGCUGAAGGGGAAACUUACGACUCUCAUGGUGAAACACUAAAUGUGAGUUGAAACUCAAGAAUGAAUUCCAUCAUUCAAGGCUUUGACAACUAUGGGUAAUGAAAGCACCGUUUCUACUGUUGAGAGAGAAAGCAAAUGGCUCGGUUGUGUCUUUGCUUUCUAGUUGCCUGGUUUACUGUGGUUCUCGGAUGGUAAAUGCACCUUUUUACAACUACUGUAAUCAUUUUUAAACCUUUUUUCUUGUUGUAUGUAAUUGUACUACAAUAGUACGAAAGCUAGCAAUGUUCAGGGGGGUAAAAAAGUGAAGUAUAUGUAAAAAGUAUAUGUAAAAUAUGUUUAUAUAUUUUAAUUUUUAUUAAAAGAUGGAAAGUAAUUUUGUGCGAAGGUGACAUUAGCUGCAUUGCUAAGACAAGCAUUGCUUACUAAUAUUGCUAUACUUGAAAUAUUAAACUUUUGCACUUAACAUGCACUGUUUGUGCUACAGACAUUAGUAGAUCAAAUUGUGCAGUUUACUGAGAAGAGGUGUUAUUUUUACGUUUACACUCGACAUUUGCUUUCUUUUUCAAGAAAUAUAAAAAUUUAAAAACUGAAAUCACAAUCUGUUAUUUCAAAAUGCUUUUUUUAUUAAUGAACAGCAGGUGGCGCUUUAACACUUGCAUUUGGCUUGCAGCAAACUGUUCAACUCUGUAGGAAGAUUGUGAAAUCCUGUCUGCAAUUUUCAUAUUAAAUCUAAAGAAAUGAGAAUGGAACAAGUAAUGUGAAUAUAUUGCUUAAUAACCACCAAAUAUUGGCAGCGAGGAAGAAAUGGGCAUGACAAACACAAGUCUGGCAUACUUUUCUUCAUCUCGCUGGCAAACUCACCGUCAGAGCUUAUUUAACAGACCGCAAAUGCAGACAAAGGGAUUUCUUCUCUUCCAAACAGAACAUUGUCAUAUUUAAUAAUCUGCGUUCCUAAUAUUACAAUUCCAAUCAUUCACUCUAGAGAAAAUAUAGAAUGUGGUCGUUUGCUCUUCAGAUCAGUUUUAAGGAUUUUUGAAAUUUAGAAGCAACCCCAUAAUCUGUUUGCUCGUCAAGGAAUGCUUCAGAAAACCACAGACAUGCCAGAUUUGCAGUUAGCUGCCAUCAGUGGCUUUCCUCCACAGUGUUCAGUUUUACAUCUAUCAUCUCGUCAUUGAGAAUGCGCUGACUCAGCACAUAUCCAGCUCUAUUUUAAGAUCUCUGGCCCACAAUGAUAAAGAUAGCUGACACUCCUGUUGUGUAGCAAAAGAGGCACUGAAGAUGAUAUCUGUUAGUGGUUGACAGAGAAUAGCAUUAUUGUGGCCAAAAAUGUUUCCAUGAGUCCAGUCUGAAAAUACUUGUGGUAGAAUAAAUUGUAAAGACUACAGCUUUUUUAGUUUUUCUUGAACUAGUAUUAAGUACUAAACUGGA
Labeo rohita (rohu) is the source of this 9751-nucleotide messenger RNA. It is a transcript of the gene brca2, whose product is annotated as BRCA2 DNA repair associated. The coding region runs from base 202 to 8328 and encodes 2708 amino acids. The record is from RefSeq and is a predicted model, not a curated record. The transcript has 27 exons. NCBI's taxonomy places the organism in Eukaryota, Metazoa, Chordata, Actinopteri, Cypriniformes, Cyprinidae. Gene Ontology annotation, biological process: regulation of DNA-templated transcription; double-strand break repair via homologous recombination.